Tribolium castaneum (red flour beetle) is the source of this 893-nucleotide messenger RNA. RefSeq names its product coiled-coil domain-containing protein 34. The coding region runs from base 76 to 867 and encodes 263 amino acids. The transcript is spliced from 2 exons. Lineage: Eukaryota; Metazoa; Arthropoda; Insecta; Coleoptera; Tenebrionidae. The record is from RefSeq and is a predicted model, not a curated record.
GUCACUGAACGCGAAAUGCGCGAAAAUUUCGAGUUUGAAUUGUUUGACGCCCCUGUCUUUGUUUUUUGAUUGAAAAUGUCAGAAGACAAUCGAAGAGUUUCCACUCAUGUCGUACGAAAAUUCAUAAACUCGGCUAUUUACGUGGAAAAGCCGCUUUCGGCGAAUGUGUCAAGUGAAAACACUUCGAUUGCGGGAAAAUCCUCGCUUGAGGAUUUUCCGGAAGUAAAGACCAAACGUUGCACUUGUUCUGUAGACCAGAAGACGUGUCCUUUUCAUGCCGAUUGUCCUCCUAUUUUGAAAGAAUCAAGAAAAGUGCUCAAACUGCCCGAAAGUAAGACCAAAGUGUCGCAAAAUUCCAAAGUCGAAAUCAAAAAAUUGAUCAAGAAAGAAGACGAGACGAGGAAGAAAGUUCAGAAGCAGAAAAUCGUCGAUGAAGCGAAAGUAAAAGAGAAGGAAAAGGAAAAAUUGCUCGAGCAAGAGAGAGAUAACUUUAGGAAAUGGUUGAUGAAUAAAAAAAAAUUGGAGGAGGAGGCGAAACGCAAGAAAGAGAAAGAAGAGGAAGAAAAGCAGUUAAAAGAGUUGGAGAAGGAGAAACGCCAGUUGGAAAAUCAGCUCAAUUUUCAGCUCUGGUUAAAAAAGAAGGAAGAAGAGAAUUUGGAAAAGAAAAUUAAGAAACAAAUGGAUUUGAUCAACGAGCUGGAACGCAAAGAAACACAGUUGAAGGACAAUGAAAAAGCGUUCAAUGAGUGGCUGAAAAAUUCCAAACAUCGGCAAAAACCAAUCCCUUUGAAUAAAGGACUUGAAUCCCUUUGUUCGUCAACCUCGGUCACUUAUAUCAACCCAAAUCCUUGGAAUCCCAUCACUUAGAAUAAAAUAAAACUUCUCACAGCGUA